Messenger RNA from Ectocarpus sp. CCAP 1310/34, 729 nucleotides. NCBI's taxonomy places the organism in Eukaryota, Phaeophyceae, Ectocarpales, Ectocarpaceae. The record is from the annotation of a GenBank genome assembly.
CUAUUAGUCGACAACACCUCUGCUUGUAUAGACAUUCCAGCCCCGAACGAACUCGCUGCCAUGCCUGAAUCAGAGGCAAGAGGGCACACGUUGACGAGACGUUCACCACGAGACAAGGUGCUGCUCCGCCUCCAAAAAUGCACACAAAUAGCGGACUUCCUCUCGCUCCCACACGCGCUGUUGCCGUUUGAAAUAUAUCGCAGGCACCUCCAAGGCGAAGACCUUCAUGGAGCAACCGUCGACGGUCCUGACCAAGUUCAAGAGCUACAAGGCCGAGUACACGAGAGUGUGGCUCUGGCUUGACACAGGCAAGAGGGCACACGUUGACGACACGUUCACCACGAGACAAGGCACCUCCAAGGCGAAGACCUUCAUGGAGCAACCGUCGACGGUCCUGACCAAGUUCAAGAGCUACAAGGCCGAGUACACGAGAGUGUGGCUCUGGCUUUACACGUAGGUUUUGCGGGAAAGUCGGAUUCUCAGUGCAGCGUAUUUCCCUCUCUCGUGGCGUCGCACACUCCGAAAACCGGGAGGCGAAAGCAAUGCAACCCUAAUUUCGUGUGUGGAAAACAAAAUCGACGGUGCUUGACGUGAGGAUAUUCGUAAAAUCACGAGGGUUCUACAUGCCUGUGUUGGUCAAGCAUGUGUGUGCGUGCGUGUGUUUGUCGUCAAGUAGUCUACAUAAAACGGGAGGAUGAAGACACACACACACUUUCAUUGGUCAGCCGG